GGCCGCAUCACAAGCGCACACCGCACGACCACGCUACCUACCACGAGUUUUCGGACGGCAUCGUCGCGAGACGGAUCUUUUUCUCGGCGUUCCCUUCGUCACCGUGGAUUCCUCGUUUCUCGUCUGUUUCUCUCUUUUCCUUUCUUUCUCUCGCGAAACUGUUUAACCGUUUGUUGUGAUUAUCAUCGCGAUUGGACGAGGCGCGAUUUUUAUACAUCGAUUAAACGUUCGUGUGUCUCGCUUUGUGCGGCCGGGUGAUAGACAUGUUCCGCGCCUUCGUGCACUCAAAGAUAUCACGCGUUAUGCGACUUCACCAUAUCCUCAUGACCAUCACGGAUACUUGUAAGAAUUAAAGUCGAAUGGCUGUACAGACAAGAUUCAUGCGCAGAGGCGCGGUGAAGCACGGAAAGCACAGCGAUGACGCUCCCGGUCUCGAGCUACGAGGAGCUUCUCAUACAGGUUCGUGAGCUUACUCACGAAACGAUUCUCCUGCAACGUCAAUUGUCUUCCGAUCUCCUCGACAACGCGAACUCGCCAGACGUGAAUCACAACUUCUCCUACGUACGGAAGAAGUACGAGAAAGAGAAACUUCUGGCGGAUAACGUGAUACGGCAUUGCGAUAAAACGCUGCAGGAAACCGAGACAGGACAGGAUCCCCUUGCUGAAUGCAACAAUCUGAGAUUUUGGCCACGAUAUUGUCGCGACUUAGAAUCCACCGAGAACAGUCGUGCGGGCGAUCUUACCAGCCGACUUCUGCUUUGGCAAAGUCGCGACCGUCACCCGAUAAUAUUGCAGGAGAACGCGGAAACCCACCGGGAUAGAUCGCGCGCAACGGAGGGUCGCGUGUCGUGCAGCUCGUCGUCGGCGAUAACGGCGGCGGCGGCAGCGGCGGCGGCGGCGGCGACGGUGAGCAUCGGGGUGGAAGGCGUCGCCAGUGCGUGGAGCGCACAGAGGGAACGGCAGUCGUCGCCGCCACCCCUGGCAUCGCGCAGGCUGGACUCGGCUGCCGACGCCGCAGCAGCGUCAUUCAACCCUAUCGUCACCGCCACCACCGCCACCAUCACACAGAGAUGCGCCGCUGUGAAGGGCGCCGCCGUCGUCGAUGCCGCAGCGCCGAGGCCGCCACGUAUUUACCUUCCUCUCGUCGCUGAAAUUCGUAAGGAGGAUGCCAUGGAGCCGGAGACCAAGGAGGAAGACGAACGACGCUCGUCAACACCGAGUCCCGAGUUUUACCUGAGGAGAAGUAAACAUUACAAUGAGGAUGGCAGCAGCGAAGAGGAAGCUAAACAGAAUAGCACUUCCCUGUCUAGCCACAGGCUACCGUCUUCGUAUCGCGGAACGUGGCCCAUCAGAAGAGACGUAUGGGCUAAUCAGCAGAUUGGCUUUCCGGCCCAGCAGAGCACAUCACUCGCUGCGCACAAUGAUGUCGCCAGCGUAAUGAGUUUCUCAUCAUCGAACUCCGCGGGUCUCGAAGGCAAUUCCGCGGAGCUGCAAGGUCACCGGCGUUUAGGUGCAAAGGUGGACGUGGUGUACAAUCUACUGGGUAUGCUCGAGAAGAAUGGCCGGGAUGAUAUGAGCACGACUUUGCUCUCUAUGAGUACUUCCAUAGACAGUUGCCUGGUAAUGAGACAGUCCGGCUGCCUGCCGCUACUGGUACAGCUGAUUCACGCGCCUGGACAGAAUCCUGAUACUCGGGACAGAGCUAUGCAGGCGUUACACAACGUGGUGCAUGCCAAGAGUGACGAAAGAGCUGGUCGCCGGGAAGCGCGAGUACUUCGCUUUCUCGAGCAACUGCGCGACUAUUGUCAAAGUCUGAGGAUGUUCUUAGAACAAGAUCAGCACACGGACGAUCUUGAGAGGGGACACCCCGCAGCGACAAUAGCCGCGCUUAUGAAGCUAUCCUUCGAUGAGGCACAUCGCCACGCAAUGUGCCAGCUAGGCGGUCUCCACGCGGUCGCUGAACUCAUCGAGAUGGAUCACUUGGCUCAUGGCAGCGAGAACGACGAUCAAAAUUGCAUCACGUUGCGACGAUACGCGGGAAUGGCGUUGACCAACUUGACCUUCGGCGACGGUAAUAACAAGGCACUGCUCUGCUCCUUCAAGGAAUUUAUGAAGGCGUUAGUCUCGCAGCUGAGAAGUCCCAGCGAUGACCUUAGACAAGUAACGGCGAGCGUUCUAAGAAAUCUGUCCUGGCGCGCCGACAGUAGCAGCAAACAGACUCUGAGGGAAGUGGGCGCGGUGAUAGGUCUGAUGAAAGCCGCCAUGGAAGGCCGCAAAGAAUCUACCCUCAAAUCAAUCCUGUCCGCUCUGUGGAAUCUGUCGGCCCACUGCAGUACGAACAAAGUCGAUAUUUGCGCCGUGGACGGCGCCUUGGCCUUCCUCGUCGACAUGCUGAGCUAUAAGGCGCCAUCCAAGACGCUUGCAAUAGUCGAAAACGCCGGUGGUAUUCUGAGAAACGUAUCGAGCCACGUAGCGGUGCGAGAGGAUUAUCGAACUAUCGUAAGGGAGAGAGGCUGUCUACAAGUUCUUCUACAGCAAUUGAGAUCGCCCAGCUUGACAGUAGUCAGCAAUGCCUGCGGAGCGCUCUGGAAUCUGUCCGCGCGAUGUCCCCAGGAUCAACGUCUUCUUUGGGAUCUAGGCGCCGUACCGAUGUUGCGCAGUCUUGUUCACUCCAAGCACAAGAUGAUCUCGAUGGGUUCUAGCGCAGCCUUGAAGAAUCUACUGAGCGCAAGACCCGGCUGUAACAAUCUCGUCCAUUUGGACUCCACCGCUCGCGGACUAGGACUGUCGACCUUGCCGAGCCUAGCCGCCCGCAGGCAGCGGGCACUGGAGCAGGAGAUUGAUCAGAAUCUGGCUGAAACGUGUGACAACAUCGAGCCGAGCACGUCGCCGACUAACAAAGAUGAUAAGUUUACAUUCAAACUUGAUCACAGCUUCCUCGGCAUUAAUGUUCAUGGAGUGCGCUCCUAUCAGUUGCACAGUCAACCCAGCACAUCCACCGCCAAGUGUAACGGAGUCACCAGGAGCGAGAGUAAAGACUCGAUGCGUUCUGUGACGAGCACACAUUCCGACACCAUGUUUGAGCGAGUAAAUCGUCAUGUUCUGAAUGGGACGUCACUUACCGACUCGCAGAUCAAGCAACAAUCCUCGUCACUGCAUUCCGCCGUCGGAUUCAGCAACAAUGGCGUGUGCGGUGACUCUCACGUAAAAGCCACUUCCUCCGAGAGAAAAUACACCUUGCGUUACAAGAACGCGUCACCAGAACAACUAAGACCGUCCGACGUUUUCGAUCCGACGUUAAACGAACUGAGAUGCACGAAUUCUACUAUAUCGUGGGCUGCAGUGCCCAAUCAAGAACCUUCUCAGACCUCGCUGCACUCAUCCAUCGAGAACAACAUGUCUCUAAUCGAUCAAAGCAUGUCUUCGUCCAAGGCUGGUAGUCAAUCUAGCGUGUCCGAGGAAGUCGAAACGAUUGUCCGCGUUAAAUCGGAUUAUCGGCGAACAACCGCGAACACAGCUAUCGACAAUUCGAAGUCAGCCUCCUAUCUGCCUGAUGUUCCUCCUAUGAAAGAGAACGCGAGAAAAGUCUUAUUGCACCAACACGACGCGUUAAACAGUAUUCAGAAGGCAAUAUCGCCCGCAACGAUCGUUCACAGUCCGGACGAUAAUUUAUUCGGUGAUUAUGCCGAAACAGAUUUGGAUCAACCAACCGACUAUAGUUUGCGCUACGGCGAGCAAACUAUAGACGAUGAGAAACAACAUUCCGACUUCUUCACGAGCACUGAUCAAGGACUCGUGCACGAGGACACGGUCAAGACUUAUUACACGGAGGGUACGCCGCGCGAGUCCUUGAAUUCGUCCAGAGCCACUUCCGCUUCCGAUCUGCAGGAUGAUAGCCGUAUAAGAAGCUCGUCGAAGAAAUUACCGGAGCAAUAUAAGGCGAGUCGCGUGGAGGAUCAUGGUGAAUGCAAAGUGUCGUUCUUGACAGACGUACCAAAACUGAAGGACUUUACCGAAUCGGAAACGGAAUUAAAUUUACGAGACGUGACGCAUCUUACGGAUGAUGAGAGCACGAAUCGUUCGUUACCGUAUCUUGAAGAAGAUAUGAGCAAGCGUCUCAAAGGCAAUCGGGAGGACGCAAUCAUGCAAAGCCAUUCAAGUAUCAGAACAACGCCAAUUUCGAUGAUAUUAGGAAACUCUGAAUAUAAUGACGAUCAUGAGAAGGAAUCUAGUUCUAGGAUUAAUAGUCUAGACUCCAAACAAAAUAGUAAAGUAAAUAAAGAUUUACCAUCGAGUGACAUUGAACUCUCAUCUAGCAGCACUGGUUUAAAGACUUCUAAUAACGAUUCAGGAUAUCAAGUUAGCGAUGGAGACGAGGAUGACGAGGAUUUAUUAGCUGCUUGUAUUAACAUUGGAAUGCAAAAUAAUCGGCAUAGACAUUCUUUCAUAGGAAAUAAUCUUGAAAAACUUCCUCGAUCAGAAACUAAUUUGACUCGAUAUCAAACUAGUCUUGCUUUAGAUCAAGUCGAACAUAAAGGAAUUGUGUCCGACAGUUCAUCGUUUAAUAUAAAAUAUGCAGAGUCUCGUGGAACAGCUGAAAAUGUUUUGACAGAAAAGAAUAGAAAGGACGCGAAAGAUAAUGAAAAAUUGUCUAAAGAGAAUCUUCAUCCGACAACAAUAACAGUAAUGACAAACGUGAAUGGCGUGGAUAAUGAGAAAUCGAAUAACGCUACCAUAAAAACAUUAAAGGAUAACAAUCUCGGCAAUAAUUUCUCAGAAGGAAAAAUAUCUGCAUUACAGAAAUCUAAUGCAUCUUUAAAUACAAACAUUUCCAAUAAUUUUGUCAUAACUGAUGGUACAGAUCAAAAUAACUCCAUUAGAAUAGACGAAGCAAUAACUGAUGUUCGGCUCGCAAAUAUACCAUCUAUGAAGCAAUCAAAAGAUUUCGAAAGCAACGAGUCGAUCGACUCUGUCGAACAGUCUGAACAUGCGCUUUUAGAAUUGUGUAUUCAACCCGGGAUAAAAUCUGAAAGCAACAUUGCUUUUGACAAAAGCAACGCAGAUUACGUUAAGUCACAACUAGAAUUGUACAACAAACAAGUAGAUUUCAUAAAAGGAAAAAAUAAUGAUGAAAUUGACGAGAUUGACGGUAACGUGAACGGAAAACCAGAAGCAACCUUCGAAAUCGUGAGGACCUCGGAUGUUCUGCAUCGCGGUAGCGCGGAGAAGCAUAUAAAAGAAGAGACAUAUAGACGGCAGAGAGAUCCCGAUGCUAUGAUUGCUUCAUUAGAUCGACUGACAGCAACGUUAGUUCAGCAAACUGAAGCGAUACGUGAACGGGACUCUGGUACAAUGAAACAGAGUUUGACGUGCGACACAUGGAAUGAGGAUUCGCCCAAUGACAUUUCUUUCCCCAGCAUCAGCAUGAGCGCACCACUAGUUGCUUCGUUCAACAGCGACGCGCAGGAAGAUCAGCGCGCUACCAUAUCGGAAAACAAUGAGCAAAUCAACAUGACGGAAUCGAAGAUCAUUCAACGUGAGGCUAUCAAGCUGGCAGAAGCGGUGGAUGCGGAGACGAGCAAUCAGAAUGAUUUCGAAACAACGAGUCUAGCAUCCAUCGAUCUCGAAGCGAUCAAACCGCCAUCCUCGAUGGGAAGUUUGCUCUCAUUGACUGCAAGCUACGCCGGCACUGCUGACAAUACUGAGAUAUUCGUCAAUCGCGAUAGAUGUUACUCCACGUCGUUGCCACCGGCGCCAGUGAAAAAUCCCAAUGAUCCUCGCAACGUGCGGAAGAAGUCCUUGCCGGUCGGCGUGGUGGCGAAGCGAGCAUUGGGUCAGAGUCAGAGUCACACGACUAGUUUGGAGAAUCUGCUGAACGAGUGCACUAGCUCGCAUUUGGAAAAUGUCAAGCCGCCGUCUAUGAUGGACGAAUUGCCGGAUGUAGGUGACAUGGAGAAUAGCAUGUUGAGCGUAGCCAGUAUCACGUCGGAAAUUGCGGAUUCGAAGGAGCAAGACUCGCACAGUCUGACUGGCAGUGACCCGGCGGUGUUCGAAAUGCUGAAGCCAGUUGCCAACGUGCUGUCAAUGACGUGUAUGCGUUACGUCGAGGGCAGCGCGAAUAACAGCCUGAGCGAAUGCCUCGAAAACAUCAAUCCGCCAUCCUUGUUCAACGAAGUGACCGAAAUGGAUGAGUCCACGAUGGAGGCGACCACUGAUACUAUGUGCAGUGACACUUUGUGCAUAGAUAUGGAUUUGCACACCGACGAGGCGGUGCACUCGAUCGUGGCGGAGGUGAUAGACGAAGCGGAGAACGACACUGACGAGGCGGCUACGCCAAUCUCGUCUGAAUAUUGUGUCAGCAGCUCGGCGGAAUCGACGCCGAAGAAGCGACCGCACUCGAGGAACUACUUGACCCCGAAGCAAAAGCGAAACUUGGCAAAGGAGAGAUACAAGACAUAUACCAUUGCUGCAGAGAUCGUCAAAAAGGAAGAGGAAGAACGUCGGAGGCAAGACGGUGUUGCCAGUGACGCGGGUGAUAGAAUUCCACGCAGAAAAUGUUCUCCCUUUUCGAAACUGACGCCAAAGCAACGUAGACAAGAAAAUAGAGCGAGAUUUCAGACACAAGUGCUGGGGAAUCCCUUCCCAGAUCUGAGUAUGGCUCAAACUAAGGAAGAGACGGCACACAGGAUGACCGUUGAAGAUGCUGUCGAGAAGCUGCAAGAAGCUACAUCUCCCGCCAAGUCCUCGAUUCCUAUGCUCACGAAGUUACCCAUGUGCAAAGCAUUGAGAAGAAAACGCGGGGAUUCACAUGAAAGCAAGGAGAGAUAUCGCACCAGGACAUUGAACGAUUCGGAAACCAUGUUCAAGGAAACCGAGCGCAGUACCGAGUAUCGAACUUCGAGCGUCGACUCGACGGAAGUGCGACAAGCGAGCGCGCAAGAAUGUAUGCGGGAGGAAAUUCAAAAUAUGCUAGAACAGAACGCUACUAUCGUGCUGAACACUCUGAAUGAGUCAAGUAAAGCUAAUAAUUCAACCGGAGAUAAUAUUUCGCGUUGUGCAACCGUAACCUUGGCGUCGAACGAGCCUAAAGCUGACCAUAAUCUAAGACUGCAUUGCGUAAACGGACUUUCAAGAAAAUUGAUGGGUACACAAUAUGCCAAAAGUUCCAUGGCGAACAUUGACAGUGAGAAACAAUUAGAAGGUGAGCACGUAGAAGUCGCUUACGAGGACUUGGCAGACCUAGCUGAUUCAGGCAGUGAAGACGAAGAGUCUAAUUGCGCCGACGAGGGACAGGAAUCCAGGGAGACAAAAAGGCCACGGAUAAUCAAGCCGGGAAUGUCAGGUCGAGAUCCAAGCGUGGAUUCCAAUGGGACGGAUAAAUCGGAGCCGGAAAGCCCAAAAGCUAUUCGAGGACGAAGGAAGGCGCUUUAUUCCAAUCCAAUAACGCGAAAGCCGACCCCGCAAUCCUCGCCGUUGAAGCAAGUGAACCUUGUCAGCGGGAUACCAAUAGGUCGCAGCAACACUUCACCCAUCGUCAGAGCUACCAGAGCUACCACUUUACGGCAAAAUAAUAAUAGCACGACGAUUGCUACGAAAGAUUUUCCGAAAUCCGCGAAAUCUAACACGAGCCCGAAGAGGACUUUGCUUCCUGCAGACACCGAAAAGAAGACACGAAAUUUGGCGAUUGUAUCCAAGAGGGCCUCCGUGCCUCAAAAGGGAUCCACGUUAACAUUCACAAAACCCACUAAACGUCACAGCACACCUCCGGCUUGCUCGUCGAACUAUCAAACCGACAGCAAACCGCCGGAGGUCCCGAUCAAGCUGUUGGAGCGUCAAGGAACUUUCACAAAGGACGAACCGGAGGUGGAGAACGCUCCGACGGUGCAUUCCGCGUCUUCUUCUCCGAUAAAGACGAGGAUCGCCAAACCGAUCAGAGGUGCCUCGUCCAAGAUAUAUCCGGCAGUGGGAAAAUCUACCUCCGUAAAAGCACAACAAGAAUAUCAGCCAAAAAUGACGAUAGCUAUUAGCUCCGAGAAAAUGCAACCGUCUAAAGGAUCGUUAAUGGCACCGAAGAAAAUAUCGUCUGGAAAAACGGGUGUGCCAACGAAAGUUCUUAACGGUAACGUACUCCAGAAUGACAAGACUGUUCGGAAGAUUGAUCCAUUGGGGCAACGAUCUAAUAGUAACUCCAGUAUAGUUUCCAAUUCAUCUGUGAGCGUACAAAAUCGCAAGUUGGCGAAGGAAGCAACGAGUAAGAUCGCGAGCCUCUGGAAGAAGGUCGAGGAGAGCAAGAAUAAGCAGCGUUUCGAAAAGGACACUAGGCAGUGGAUAAGACCCGCCAAUAGCGCCGAGGUGGACGCCGCAGCUGCUGUUACACUCGACGACCCGCCGGCGUACAGAUUGUUCCGCAGUUCUACGUUCGAGGGAAUUUCCCAGGAGGACAGCUGCAGCGACAACGAGACGUUCCCCUACAAAUCCAGUCGACCGCCGGUUUUGGGCGCGCAGAUUGGAUCUGGCGGUGUCAAGUACAGGAACUCUUGCGACUUGACGAGCAUAAAUGCCCAUGAGACGCUCUGCAGGAUUCCAGUGAAAUCGUCCGAGACGUACAAACGGGAGAUCACGCAGUUGAGCGAUAUCCUGGUGACCAUGAGGAAGCAAUCGAGCGACGAUCUCGCGGCAGAAGCGGACCCCACCAAGAGAAUAUCCAGGCUUGGUUCUUUCAUCCGCGUACCAGAUCCAACGACGGCAACGGCGGAGAGCAGUAGCAGUAGCGUGCGGACGCCAGCUUCAGCGAUCGUGCCGCCAUUCAACUACAAUCCGAGGCCAGACAUUCCAUCGCAAGCGAUCAAAACCAGAUCGGACGAGGAUCAGGAUAAAUUCGAGGCGGCGGAUCGCCACGCGGAAAUAACCACGGGGUCUGCUCGAGUAACAACGGUAUAGGGAGAGACGAAUCCUCUAAACGAAAAGCGUGAAUAAGUUCUGUAAUAAUCGCCUCCUCUUCAUUCUUGACUAGUCAUUGUGUAUAAUUCGCUUGCUAUAUAUAUGUUUUGUCCGCACACACAUUCGUCAUGUGAUAUGCAUUACAAGUAGAUAAUUUUAAUCAUUUCCCCCCCCCCCUCUCCCCCUUUGUCUUGUUACGUACGCGUGUACGCGUUGACGCGCAUACAAGUCUUUCAAUAUUUUAUCCAGGAUAAAAAAUAAUUACGGUACAAUAUCCGUAAUCUCGUACACGAUGCCAAUUUCUUCAAUAACGACAGAAAUGUGAAAUAUUAAUAGGAAAUCUCAAGAUCAUUCCUGUCCAUUUUGUCUGUUGUAUAUAUACAUGAUAUAGAAUAAUUCCGAGUUUAAAAGAGAGAGAGAGAGAGAGAGAGAGAGAGAAUCAGUCGAAAAUCCAUAGUGCAUAGCGGUGAUUCUGAUCGGUUAUUUAUUCAAUUUUGUAUAUAUAUAUAUGUCGAUAUAAUGAGUGAAGGAUGUAGAAAGAGUUUUUAGUAGCACGUUUAAACUUAUGUAUAACACGAUGCGCUGAUGAUACAUUGCUAAUGAUACAUCUUCGUAUUUGAAGUUGAAAAAUCGAAGAGAGAGAGAGAGAGAGAGAAGAGGCAAUCUGUAUUUUAUUUCCUUCAUAUUAAUCGAUUCGUACCAUUUCUUAACAAACGGAUAUAAAGUCUAAUUACUUUUUUGAAGACUGAUAAGUACUAGACGAUGAAGAUCUGGAAUAAAGUUAAAAAAAAAUUAAUGAGAAAGUACCGUUUGUAUCGACUGUGAGCGUAGAACGGUCUAAGUAGUUUGCUAAAAAUGGCAUUACAAUAACGGGGGCAAACAUUUUAUAAGAUGAUUACUUUGUUUCUAGUCUACAAGGCAAUAUAUCGUCUAUUUUCGUCAUAUACUACAUGUAUUAUGAAUACUCGUUUCACUUAUAAACAGCCUAUCAAAAUCCCCUUCGGAAAUAAAUGUAAAGGGAUGUAUAGAUCAGUGACAUCAGACAUAGAUCUGAGAUCAAAAUGCUACGUAUUUAAUUAUUACAAUAACAUUUUUUUAUCUUUCAUCAAAGAUUCAAUGCAGACGAGCAGCUGCAAUAUUUUUUUUAAUUUUUAGUUUCGUUUUUAAUUUUAUCUUUAAUCUUCAUUUCUUAUCCUUUAUAUCGUGUCAAUUUUCCUUUUGUGUGGGAGUCAGAUCAUUACCAAACUCUCACCAGAAGGAGAUUAUUUGGUACAUGAACUAGAAUUUAUUAUAUUUAUUAGUUUAAUCGAGAAAAAAAACCUCUUCUGUCAGCAAUUCUACUCUGCUCCAGUUCGAGUUAAUUAAAUUUAACUCUGCCAACUUGGAACCACGUCAGGGUAACUUUAUGUUAUUCUUCAACAAAUGUAUUAUUUUUUUUUAAUAUUAAAAAUAUCUACACUAUUCUUGUAAUGUCAUUUUCAUUUCGCUCUAGGUUUUAAGAAUAAUUUGUUACAUAUCGCGUUUUAAAUUCGUCAGAUACCUUUAUGGUUUGUACAUUAUUACUUGCAGUACAAUAAAAUUUAUAGCUAAGAAUAUUCCCCGGUCUUUAUCAUAAUCUAAACUUUGAAGGAAAUGUGUCAUCGGUUGUUUGCAACUAAUAAACAGAAUAAAAAGUG
Wasmannia auropunctata (little fire ant) is the source of this 10616-nucleotide messenger RNA. RefSeq lists its product as uncharacterized. Gene Ontology annotation, cellular component: catenin complex; beta-catenin destruction complex; cytoplasmic microtubule. The coding region runs from base 418 to 8940 and encodes 2840 amino acids. Gene Ontology annotation, biological process: Wnt signaling pathway; cell fate specification; pattern specification process. The transcript has 12 exons. The record is from RefSeq and is a predicted model, not a curated record. Lineage: Eukaryota; Metazoa; Arthropoda; Insecta; Hymenoptera; Formicidae. Gene Ontology annotation, molecular function: microtubule binding; beta-catenin binding; gamma-catenin binding.